CGCUGUCAGUCACUAGCUGAGGGAAAAAAAGGGGGAAUGGACGCAGAGACGCUCAGCAUCUGUACCAAACGAUGAAGGUUGUGUCAGAUUCAACGGUUUUUGCUUAAAAAUAAAGAAAAAGAAUAGCUACUGUCAUCAUGUAUGGUUUUGUGAAUCACGCCUUGGAGCUCCUCGUUUUAAGGAAUUACGGCCCGGAAGUGUGGGAAGACAUCAAGAGGGAGGCUCAGCUUGAUAUUGAGGGUCAGUUCCUGGUUAGAAUCAUAUAUGAAGAUGGCAAAACAUACGAUCUAGUUGCUGCUGCAAGCAAAGUUCUCAAGAUCGAUGCAGGAGACAUCUUGCAGAUGUUUGGGAAGAUGUUUUUUGAAUUUUGCCAAGAGUCGGGAUAUGACACCAUCUUGCGAGUGUUAGGAUCAAAUGUCCGUGAAUUCCUGCAGAAUCUGGAUGCUCUACAUGACCACCUGGGCACCAUUUAUCCCGGGAUGAGGGCUCCCUCAUUCCGCUGCACCGAUGCAGAGAAGGGGAACAAUCUGAUUCUUCACUACUACUCGGAGAGAGAAGGCCUGCAAGACAUUGUGAUUGGCAUCAUUAAAACCGUCGCUCAACAAAUCCACGGAACAGAGAUAGAGAUGAAGAUGAUCCAACCGAAAAGCGAGGAGUGCGACCACAUCAAGUUUCUGAUUGAGGAGAAGGACUCGGAGGAAGAGGCGUUCUACGAGGACCUGGAUGGCUUUGAGGAGAACGGGACACAGGAGACUCGGAUCAGCCCGUACACGUUUUGCAAGGCCUUCCCGUUCCACCUCAUGUUUGACAAAGACCUGAUGCUCACACAGUGUGGGAACGCCAUUUAUCGAGUCCUGCCUCAGCUCCAACCUGGUACCUGUAUCCUCCCUUCAGUUUUUUCUUUGGUCCGUCCUCACAUUGACUUCAGUUUUCAUGGCAUCCUCUCCCACAUCAACACCGUCUUCGUUCUGCGAAGCAAGGAAGGCCUGCUGAAUGUGGAGACCGUAGAGAACGAGGACGACCUGACGGGGGUGGAGAUCAGCUGUCUGAGAUUGAAAGGACAGAUGAUUUACUUGCCAGAGGCGGAGAACAUCCUUUUUCUUUGCUCACCCAGUGUUAUGAACCUGGAUGAUCUCACACGAAGGGGGCUGUACCUGAGUGAUAUCCCGCUACAUGACGCCACGCGUGACCUGGUGCUGCUGGGCGAGCAGUUUCGUGAGGAGUACAAGCUGACCCAAGAGCUGGAAAUCUUGACAGAUCGUCUGCAGCACACACUCCGGGCCCUGGAGGACGAGAAGAAAAAGACAGACAGAUUGCUCUAUUCCGUUCUGCCGCCAUCUGUUGCCAACGAGCUGCGACACAAACGGCCUGUCCCGGCAAAACGCUACGACAACCUGACCAUCCUCUUCAGUGGCAUCGUAGGAUUCAAUGCCUUCUGCAGCAAGCACGCCUCAGCCGAGGGAGCCAUCAAGAUAGUCAACCUGCUCAAUGAUGUUUACACACGUUUUGACAUCUUGACAGACUCUCGGAAUAACCCUUAUGUAUACAAGGUGGAAACAGUGGGUGAUAAGUACAUGACAGUGAGUGGCCUACCAGAGCCAUGCACACACCACGCCAAGUCAAUCUGCCACCUCGCUCUUGAUAUGCUGGAGAUUGCAGGACAAGUCAAAGUGGAUGAUGAACCAGUACAGAUUACUAUUGGAAUCCACACAGGAGAAGUUGUGACUGGGGUGAUUGGCCAGAGGAUGCCCAGGUAUUGCCUUUUUGGAAAUACGGUCAACCUCACAAGUCGUACAGAAACUACUGGUGAAAAGGGGAAAAUAAAUGUCUCAGAAUAUACUUACCGGUGUUUGCAGUCUACUGAGAAUGCUGACCCUCAGUUUCAUUUGGAGUAUCGGGGCCCCAUCACCAUGAAAGGAAAGAAGGAACCGAUGAAGGUGUGGUUUCUGUCCAGGAAUCCCACUGACACCACAGUUAAAGCUUAACAAAUCACAUUCAACACUAAAACACCAUGAGUGUCAUCUAACAGAGGCUUCAGUAUUCCUUUAUAAUUACACAAAUCUUGAGGCAGGGAUGAGAUGGAUCAGAUGAAGUAAAAAAUUAUUAUCUAUCCACAGACAUGCAGAUAUUUUUAAUAUGAUGAAUAGCUGUUUCGAAGUGAAUCUGAACCUGUACCGUUGCUCUCCCUGCUUGUUUCUGCUUGACCAUGAUCUGUCAUGACCUCACUAUAUUUUUUUUAGCGUAGACACAAUAGUGAAGUGUUACAUGAAUAGUAAGGCUAGUGAUACAGUAUAUGGUACAUUCAAGUUUGAUACAUUUUUGGACAGAAUAUUCUCACAUUAUUAUUGUACAUAAUAUCACUAAAGGUUUUGAUAAGCAAAACAUUUUUCCAUCUAUCUUAAAUGUUUUUAGCUGCUAAUUUUGUCAUAUACUGUUUUUGUUCUCAAGUCUGCCAAAAAUAUAGAGAAUUUAUAGUCUCUAUCAGCCUAAAUAACUAAUUUCACUUUAGAUUAAUAAAAUGUGUUUUAAUCAUUGUAAUUUUCACUUCUAAGGGUGAUAAUGACAAAAUCUUGAUUUAAAGAGAAAUAUUUGACUUAUGAGUGUAUUAAAAAAAUUAUACUAUAGCUUGAUGUCACGUUACUGUCACUAUUUGAAGAUUAUAGCUGUUGUAUUUAUAUAGAUUUAUAUUACCAUGUUCACCAGUUCUUUAACACAAAAGCUACUGUGCUAACUAGAUUCAUAUAUUACAAUUCAAAGAUGUAUUUCAUAUUUAGUUAUUUUUUUAAAGUCGCAAAUGAUACACGUUGAGCCAUUGGUAAACCUGUAUUAUCAUGUGUCACUGUAUCACAUGUCACUGAAUUAUUUUAAUAAUUAUAAAAAAAAACAAAAUUAAAAAUGAGCACUACACACUACUUUAUUUAAUAUAUUUAUUGCACCUCUCUACUUAUCACACAUUCACUUUUUGUCUGCUUCUAUGAUAUAAUAUUGAGUACUAGUCUACACAUUUAUUGUUAACAGUAUGUUAUUUGGUAUUUAUUCUUUUUUCAUUAUAAAAUGUAAUUAUGACCUUUAAAAAAACAGAAUAUACAUAACAAAAAACAAGAAAACCUUUAUUUAUAGAUGAAACCAGAUCAACCAUGCAGCUUCCUGUGUAAGAAACAAACAGGUGCCUCUUGUACUGUAUGAGUGCAUUUCUGUCCUUGUAAGACAUGAUUGUUUUAUUUUAACUGUUUCUGUUGAGAGGUAACUAAUAAAAUAGUCUUGAGAA
Siniperca chuatsi (mandarin fish) is the source of this 3268-nucleotide messenger RNA. RefSeq names its product guanylate cyclase 1 soluble subunit beta 1 (gene gucy1b1). NCBI's taxonomy places the organism in Eukaryota, Metazoa, Chordata, Actinopteri, Centrarchiformes, Sinipercidae. Gene Ontology annotation, molecular function: guanylate cyclase activity; heme binding. The record is from RefSeq and is a predicted model, not a curated record. Gene Ontology annotation, cellular component: guanylate cyclase complex, soluble. The transcript has 13 exons. Gene Ontology annotation, biological process: cGMP biosynthetic process; response to oxygen levels. Bases 138 to 1985 code for a protein of 615 amino acids.